This is a messenger RNA of Homarus americanus (American lobster), 1839 nucleotides long. Its product is annotated as keratin-associated protein 10-4-like. The coding region runs from base 1 to 1839 and encodes 612 amino acids. Lineage: Eukaryota; Metazoa; Arthropoda; Malacostraca; Decapoda; Nephropidae. The record is from RefSeq and is a predicted model, not a curated record. The transcript has 2 exons.
AUGUGCCCCCAGUGUGUGCCCCAGUGUGUGCCCCAGUGUGUACCCCAGUGUGUGCCCUGCACCCCAGUGUGUGCCCCCAGUGUGCCCAGUGUGUGCCUCAGUGUGUACCUCAGCAGGCGCCCCUGUGUGCCUCAGUGUGUGCCCCAGUGUGUGCCCCAGUGUGUACCCAGUGUGGUGCCCCAGCAGUGUACCCCAGUGUGCCCCAGUGUGUGCCCCAGUGUGUGCCCCAGUGUGUGCCCUCAAAGUGUGUGUGCCUCCAGGCACCCAGUGUGCACCCCAGUGUGUGCCCCUCAGUGUGUGCCCCCAGGCAGUUCUCUAGCAAAGCCCAGUGCACCUAGUGUGCACCUAAACCCCAGUGUAGCCCCAGUGCACCCCAGUGUACCUAAGUGUGUCCCUGUGCACCUGUGGUGCCUCAGGUGUGUUCAGGCCAUGUGUACCCCAGUGUACCCAGUGUGUGCCCCCAGUGUGUGUACCCCAGUGUGUGCCCCAGUGUGUGCUCAGUGUGCCCCCCAGUGUGUGCCCCAGUGUGUGCCCCCAGUGUGUGCCCCAGUGUGCCUCAGUGGCACCUGUGCCCCUGCAACCCCAGUGUGUGCCCCAGGUACCCCCCAGGCCCAGGUGCCCCAGUGUGUACCCCAGCUCAGUGCACCCCAGUGUGUGCCUCAGUGUGUACCCCAGUGUGGCCCCAGUGUGCCCAUGUGGCCCCAGUGCCCAGUGUGUGCCCCAGCAGGUACCCCAGUGCACCCCAGUGCACCCCAGUGCACCCCAGUGUGCACCCCAGUGUGUGCCCCAGUGUGUACCCCAGUGCACUCAGUGUGUACCCCAGUGUGUGCCCCAGUGUGCCCCAGUGCAUGCACCAGCAGUGUACCUGUGUGUGCCCCAGUGUGCACCCAGUGGUACCCCCAGUGUGCCCCAGUGUACCUCAGGUGCCCCAGUGUGUACCCCAGUGUGCACCCCAGCAGGCACCCCAGUGUGUGCCCAGGUGUGGCACCCCAGUGUGCACCCCAGUGUGUGCCCCAGUGUGCACCCUCAGGCACCCCAGCAGGCACCCCAGUGUGUGUUCAGUGCACCCCAGUGUGUACCCCAGUGCACCCCAUGUGUGCCCCAGUGUGCACCCCAGUGUGGCACCCAGGCACCCCAGUGUGCACCCCAGUGUGCACCCCAGUGUGUACCCCAGUGUGUACCCCAGUGUGUGCCCCCAGUGUGUACCCCAGUGUGCACCCCAGUGUGUACCCCAGCAGUGUGCCCCAGUGUGUACCCCAGUGCACCCCAGUGUGCACCCCUGUGUGUGUGCCCCAGUGUGUACCCUGGUGUGCCUCAGUGUGUACCCCAUGUGUACCCCAGUGUGUACCCCAGUGUGUACCUCAGUGCACCUCAGUGUGCACCCCAGUGUGUACCCCAGUGUGCCCCAGUGUGUGCCCCAGUGUGUGCCCCAGUGCACCCCAGUGUGUGCCCCAGCAGUGCACCCCAGUGUGCACCCCAGUGUGUGCCCCAGUGUGCACCCCAGUGUGCACCCCAGUGUGCACCCCAGCAGCCCCAGUGUGCACCCCCAGUGCACCCCAGUGUGUGCCCCAGUGUGUGCCCCAGUGUGCCCCAGUGUGCACCCCAGUGGGUGCCCCAGUGUGUGCCCCAGGCACCCCAGCAGCCCCAGUGUGUACCCCAGGCCCCAGCAUGCACCCCAGUGUGUGCCCCCAGUGUGUACCCCAGUGUGCACCCCAGUGUGCCCCAGUGUGUGCCCCAGUGUGUACCCCAGUGUGUGCCCCAGUGUGUGCCCCAGUGUGCCCCAGUGUGCCCCCAGGCUGCCUCAGUGUGGCCUCAGUGUGUGCCUCAGGGGAGCUGUAG